Molecule: messenger RNA, 975 nt
Organism: Vitis vinifera (wine grape)
Lineage: Eukaryota; Viridiplantae; Streptophyta; Magnoliopsida; Vitales; Vitaceae
Product: 17.3 kDa class II heat shock protein
Exons: 1
Coding region: 272-748 (158 amino acids)
Biological process (GO): protein complex oligomerization; protein folding; response to heat
Source: RefSeq, a predicted model, not a curated record
UAAAAAAACAAGACCCACCGAGUUGUUCCGAAAGUGUAGCUACGAUCACAGCCGUUCACUUUCAGUUCCUUCAGAAUCAAUACCGAAAGCCAAUUCAAAGUCCUAAUUUCACUGGUUUUAACGUCCCCGAUCGUCCUUUAAUCUUACCCCAACCAUAACCCAGCAGUAACCCUAGUCAUCCCCCUUAAACCCCAGUGCUAUAUAAAACCCCACAAAAAACCAUGUACCCCAUAAGAAGAGAAAGGAGGAGGAGGAAAAGAAGAGGAGGAAGAUGGAUUGGAGGAUAAUGGGUUUGGAUUCAUCAAUGCUGUCUGCCCUCCAUGACAUGAUAGACAUGUACGAGGAGCCGAAGACGCAGCAACCAUCGAGAGCCUACGUGCGCGACCACAAAGCCAUGAACGCGACGCAAGCAGACGUGAAAGAGUACCCAAACUCGUACGUCUUCCUGGUGGACAUGCCGGGUCUGAAGCCGGACCAGAUCAAGGUCCAGAUCGAGGAACCCAACAUGCUGGUGGUGUUUGGAGAGAGGAAGCAUGAGAAGGAAAAGGACGAGAAAGAGGGCGUGAAGUUCCUGAGAAUGGAGAGGCGACUUGGGAAGUUCCUCAAGACCUUUAUGCUGCCGGAGAAUGCAAAUCCCGAAGCCAUAUCGGCUGUUUAUCAGGACGGCGUGCUCACUGUGACUGUUGAGAAGAAGCCACUGCCAGAGCCGAAGAAAGCCAAGAGCAUUGAGGUCAAAGUUGGUGGAUAAGUUAUGUGGGUUACAAGGGUUUAUAUAUAAAAUAUAUGAUAUGGUAUGGUAAUAUAAGUGUAUGAGGGUGACCAUGUCGAAGUUUCUCUAGUUGAGAACUUGGCUGUGUGCUACCUUUUUGUCUGGCUUUGUUUCAAGUGAUCCAUGGAUAUGGUGGAUAUGGUGGAUCUGGUAUCUAUGUAAAUUAAUGUGGAAAAUAGUGAAUAAAUAUGAGUUUUAUGUGUGCA